AUGAGACCUAGCUUGACACACACACACGAGAGAGAAAACGAAGAAAAGAAAGCCAACGAAAAGGCAAACGACGACCAAAAUAUUGACCCUUUUCCUCCCUGCAACCACCACCACCACGUCCCAAACUCGCACGUUUCUCCCUUUCUCCUCCUGUAUACGUACGUACGUGCCGCUUUCGCCACGCGCCAUGCAUGCACCACUGCCACCACUAUCAACCACACACCGUUCUCCUCCUCGCGCCGCCUAUAUAAGGCCUCGCACGCAUCCAUCCACCAGGUGCACAUCACAGCCGUUACAGCUGGUCACUACCAACAAGUACAACACACAAGUCAUCACAUAUAUAUACCUCGCAUCGCAUCGAUUCCAUCGAUUCGCGCGGCCAUGGCGCCCGAGCUGUCCUCCCCGUCGUCGUCACCUCGCUACACCGUUGGCUACGCGCUGCUGCCGGAGAAGGUGAGCAGCGUCGUGCGGCCGUCGCUGGUGGCGCUGGCCGCCGACCGCGGGGUGCGCCUCGUCGCCGUCGACGUGUCGCGGCCGCUCGCCGAGCAGGGCCCGUUCGACCUCCUCGUGCACAAGAUGUACGACCGCGGGUGGCGCGCCCAGCUGGAGGAGCUCGCCGCGCGCCACCCCGGGGUGACCGUCGUCGUCGACUCCCCCGGCGCCAUCGACCGCCUCCUCGACCGCGCCACCAUGCUCGACGUCGUCUCCGGCCUCCGCACCCCCGUCUCCGUCCCGCCCCAGGUCGUCGUCAGCGACGCCGCCGCCGACGCGGACGAGCUCCUCGCCCGCGCCGCGCUCCGCUUCCCGCUCAUCGCCAAGCCGCUCGCCGUCGACGGCAGCGCCGAGUCGCACGACAUGCGCCUCGUCUACCGCCGCGACGGCGUCCUCCCCCUCCUCCGCGCGCCGCUCGUCCUCCAGGAGUUCGUCAACCACGGCGGGGUGCUCUUCAAGGUCUACGUCGUCGGCGACCGCGCCACCUGCGUGCGCCGGAGCAGCCUCCCCGACGUGCCGGCCCGCCGCCUCCUCGACCUGGACGCCGAGCCCUCCGUCCCCUUCGCCAACAUCUCCAACCAGCCGCUCCCCCCACCUGAUGACGACGGCGGCGCCGCCGACGACGACACGCCGGCCGCCGGCUUCGUGGACGAGGUGGCGCGCGGGCUCCGGCGAGGGCUGGGCCUGCACCUGUUCAACUUCGACAUGAUCCGGGAGAGGAGCGAGGAGCACGGCGACAGGUACUUCAUCAUCGACAUCAACUACUUCCCGGGCUACGCCAAGAUGCCGGGCUACGAGGCGGCCCUCACGGAUUUCUUCCUUGAGAUGCUCCGUGGCACAAGACCUGUUCCUGAGCAGCUGGGCCCGGGCUCGGGCCUGGACAUGGAGGCCCGCAAGCUCGAGCCUGGGCUGGGUAUCGGUCUAAGAGAAUUGGAGUCUGGCCGAGCUCAGGCCUAGCUAGCACUCCGAGGCUCGGUGUUGGCCCGUCAGCUCGGCCCGGCCCGACCCAGCGUUUGAACAUGUGUGCAUUUUAUACUUUGUAAACAAUAAUCAAUGAAGCCAAGCAAAUGCUACAAGUGCAAGCUAAACCUCAAAGGACGGUGUGUGUUUAGAAGAUUAUUAGUACAUGUUCAGUCUAAUCUAGUGAUCCAAGUAAUCAAGGUUAGUGGCAACAUCCAGCCCUUUACCUUAAAUGGUGAGAAAUUUAACAGAUUGUAUUCGUUAAAUGUUCAUGUGAAGAUCCGAGUCAUCAACGCGUGCAUCAAACUUUUAACUUAAA
Oryza sativa Japonica Group (Japanese rice) is the source of this 1771-nucleotide messenger RNA. Lineage: Eukaryota; Viridiplantae; Streptophyta; Magnoliopsida; Poales; Poaceae. The record is from RefSeq and is a predicted model, not a curated record.